CGCACCAUUUCGCGGCUCCCGCUUCCUCCCUUCUCCAACUCUUCCUCUCGCACAACUCAAUCAAACCCAAACCUGCAUUCUCUCUCUCUCCCCCUCUCUCUCUCUCUCAUAAGAGAAAAUGAAAAGUUGAAGAGGGAAAAACAGGAAACAAAGGCAAAAAGAAGAGAUCAUUUUAAUAGUGGAUAUACUCUGUAUUUAGGGUUUGUCGGAAUCGCUCUCUGUCUUUUGACGGAGGUACGCAAAGGCUCGCCGGUUGUUCUCGGCGUAAGGCCUUCGGCCGACGUGGAGCGUCGGAGGCUGAAGGGCGAGGGGGUCGGUGGAGGAGAUGAGCGCGUCAAGGUUUAUAAAGUGCGUCACGGUGGGCGACGGGGCCGUCGGCAAGACCUGCAUGCUUAUUUCCUACACCAGCAAUACUUUCCCCACGGAUUAUGUUCCAACUGUUUUUGACAAUUUCAGUGCAAAUGUUGUGGUUGAUGGUAGCACAGUUAACUUAGGCUUGUGGGAUACUGCAGGCCAGGAAGAUUACAAUAGAUUAAGACCAUUGAGCUACCGAGGUGCAGAUGUUUUUCUGCUCGCAUUCUCUCUUAUAAGUAAAGCUAGCUAUGAGAAUGUGACCAAGAAGUGGAUUCCUGAACUAAAGCAUUAUGCGCCUGGUGUGCCUCAAAUUCUUGUUGGAACAAAGCUCGAUCUUCGAGAUGAUCAGCAGUUUUUCAUAGAUCACCCAGGUGCUGUUCCCAUUACCACUGCUCAGGGUGAAGAGCUGAGGAAGCUUAUUGACGCUCCGUCAUAUGUUGAGUGCAGUUCAAAGACCCAACAAAAUAUCAAGGCAGUAUUUGAUGCAGCCAUCAAGGCAGCACUUCAACCAUCCAUGCAGAAGAAAAAGAAGAAUAAGGCACACAAGGGAUGCUCCAUCUUGUGAUCAUUGAACCGAUGAACAGAAACGUGCCGCUGGUAUUCAAUCUCGAUCUUCUUAAGGUUGUUUUCUGCUUCGUGUAUACCGGGAGAGGUGACAAAAUACGGAACCAUCUCGCGAUGAUCGCUUUCUUUUCUGAUUAUGUGUUCGACUGGUUAGAGCAUGUAUCUUCAGAUAACGAUAUAACGUUGUGUCGGAAAUUGUUGAAAUCAGUUUUCCUUGCACAAAACCAUUAUUCUCCUUAUAUCCAAUUGCUUAAUUAGAUCUCUGUAAA
Messenger RNA from Musa acuminata subsp. malaccensis (wild Malaysian banana), 1187 nucleotides. RefSeq names its product rac-like GTP-binding protein 5. Gene Ontology annotation, molecular function: protein kinase binding; GTP binding; GTPase activity. Lineage: Eukaryota; Viridiplantae; Streptophyta; Magnoliopsida; Zingiberales; Musaceae. Gene Ontology annotation, biological process: regulation of cell shape; establishment or maintenance of cell polarity; small GTPase-mediated signal transduction. The record is from RefSeq and is a predicted model, not a curated record. Gene Ontology annotation, cellular component: cell projection; cytoskeleton; cytoplasmic vesicle.